GUGUAAGUCUCUUGCAAAAUUAAAAUCUAAGAGUAUACACAUCUUCUUAAACUUAAGACUACUUCUCGUGUACUAUCUCGAUUGUAAUUUUAUUGUUUAUCAUGAUAGAUUUACAAAAGCACACGAAUCCCUUUUUUUCAGGCGGAACUCAUCCGCUGGAAAGAAAAAAAACAUCUACUUCAGAUAUACACAAACGUCCUCAAAUAAGUGGUACAAUUAUUACUCUAUGCAUAUAGCGUCGCGCGUGUAAGCGCGCGCGCGCGCGCCUAUCGGUUGCAAAACUUUUAAUAUUUAAACGAGUGCAUGAGUCGUAUAUCGAUUUCGACACCGUAAAGAAGGUAAUCUCUUUGGAGAAGACAAGUCUGCCUAUAGAGUUAUCUGUUGUUGUCGCAUUUGUUGCGCGUCGUUACCUCAGAGUUUUCAGAGGAAAGCUCUUCUCGAGUUCGUCGAGAUUUACGUUUUACUUGCACGAGAUAUCUUACUUGUGCCACGCGUUAUUUUUCAACGACAAAUUGCUCGAACGUUGGGGAGCUUUCCGACUUCUUCCUUGAUAUUUCCUCGAAAAAUGUCGAGGAAUCGAGAGGAUCAUUUAUUACAAUUUUCCAAUCUUCAGCGUUACGCGUCUCUGCAUUUAAUCGUCGAUUUAGAAUUCUAUUAAACUUCCUCUGAGUUUAGCUGAAGCGUAUAGUUGUUCAUCGUAAAUUGCAAUCGAUUUCGCUUUCCGAAUUUCCGCUCGUUGAAAAGAGCCUUCUUUUCGGUCACUAAUCAUAAUUCGAGAAUCGCUAGGGAAUACCUCGAAUUGAGACCGAAGGGGGAAAUGAUGGGGAAGAAGGAAGAAUGGGAACACAAAUGGAUUUUAAUUGCCACAAACCGAAUCGCCGCUGCGUUGAUUAUCAGGCUUGCAAAGUGCAUCUGUCGGAACUAUUGAAACGACGAUAGAGAUCUCCAUGUCGCGCACAUACGCGUCGCUAUGAAUGAUCCUGCCCAUUAUAGCUGUAGCUAACGAUAACGAAGGAUUCCUGCCGUUUCCCUGCUUUCCUUCGUGAGAAGAACGGAAACGAGACGAUGAAAGUCUGUAAGCUAAGUAUUAAAUAAAAUGACACAAACGAAACCGAAAUGCUCACUUUGCGAACAAAUUUACCGGAUCUCUCGAAUCUUUCCCGCAUCCCGGAACACCUCUAAAUUCCUGCCGAAAUACGAGAGAGAGAGAGAGAGAGAGAGAAUGAGAGAGAGAAAGAGAGGAUUGAAGGAAUAAGUGAUAUUGCGCUUUUAUUCAUUCGCGAUUUUGACGUUAAACGUUGGAAUGACAUGAUAGUUAUUGACAUGCGAACGGAACGGCGUACGCGGUAGCGAAAAACAUACACGACGCACGAUAUAUCUCUGUUUGUAACGGUUUAGGAAUAUCACUAUAUUUAUGGCAAAAUUUACUACGACGUGUAAGGAUACAUUUGCUCGGAAGGGUCGGAAUUAUAGGGGACAGGCACAAGGAGGGACACGGAGAUACGGUGUAUCGCGGUCAUGGCUUAUAUAUCGCGUCCUGUUACCGAAUCGAUGCGAUCUUCAUCCCCCUUAGCCUGCCCGCCACGGGAAAAUGUGUAUUCGUGAAAGGAGAAGUCAAGUCGCACACAAAAGACCGUCGUACGAUGAGGAAAUCGUUACUAUGUAACUACUAUAUUUACUGUAAAAUUAUUAUUAUUAUUAUUAUUAUUAUUAUUAUUAUUGUUAUUACAUCGCCGCUGUUUCUGCGAUUACUACAGUAGUUAUUUUAUCUAAAAGUUAAAAGCUUUUCUUAUUGCGAUUUCUCUAUUGUACCACUUAUACAACUUGAUGCACGAAUUUUUCGAGAAUAAAUAUUUAUGAAACGCUCCAUUCUUAACGAAUGAUUGUUCUUCUACGUUUUCAGAAAAUCCCCGAACUCCGCUCCACGAAGCGAAUUACCUAUUCACGCGCGCUUUACCUUAUCCAUUUAUUACGAAGUUUUAUUCGCCUCCAAGAUCUGGUCGGUCCGUACGUCGUUUGAGUAAUCUCAUGUUGUUUUUACGUCGAUGUUUCAAAUCGUAAAGGGCUGGAGAAAAAAAAAUCUCGAUUUCGCCGAUCAGUUUUAUCGAAGGCAAAGAGAGCUCGUCGCAGUUACUGUCUCGUCGAUAAAUCUCGACGAGCUCAGAAUUCAGAAUCGUCGAGACUUCGUAUUCGAUACCGUUGUUAUUCUUUUUCCUUUCUCUACCCGGAACGGUCUCCUGGCGGAACUUGGCUGCAUCGACUGCGGGCCAGAGGGCGGAUGCAAUGACGUAUCGACCGGCCCGAGGUCAACCGGGGUCACCAAAGUUCAUAGCACGUUUGGCGCAAAAGUAACCGGUGUCAGUUCGUACCGCAGGACGCUGCCAAAAAGCGUUUGCUUUCAUAUCGCUCCCAUUCUGGAUUAUCGAAAGGUUAUCAUCGUCAACGACGCGUAAGAAAUAGUUCGAUACCACGAAAUAGCAAAAUUCGGAGAUAUUUUUUGGUAAUUUCGCGCAAAACGGUGUUCUCGAAAUAAUGCUGAGACAAAUGAUUAAGAUAGCAAAUGUUUAUGAAAAUUUUAGUAGUAAAGUGAGAAUAUUGACUUGAUUACAUUGCGUCAAACUGUAUUUUUACGAGAAAAAUGAUACGUAAAUUUGCUGUGUCUCUAAACUUCGCUGUUUAAGGUCUCGAUAUCAAAUGAGAAUAGCUAAUUGUUUGCUAGCUUGUUGGAAUAUUAUUUUUUGCGAAACAGGAAGCUAUUUCUCAAGUUUUGAUCUUAUCUUACAUUUUUGUGUUGUUAUCUUGUUUAUCGAAUUUUUAUCUUAUAUAUCUUAUAUUUUUAGCGUUCUUAUCUUAUCUUAUAUUUUUAUGUGUAUUGCCUAGAUUUAUUGAAUGCUGUAAUGUUAUAUUUCUACCUUGUGUAAAAUUAUCUUGAAAGAACGAAGCGUGCAAACAUCUUUUUUUAAUCACCUGUAUAUUUCGUUCACGAGAGAAAAGAUUCAUAAAUUAUACGUAUAAAAUAAAUGCAAAUGUAUUCGCUUGCGACGCUUCGCAAUUUCAGUAAUUGAGUCUAGUAUCGAAAAACCGAUAUUAGACUCGACGAUUGGAACAAUUAAACGCUAGUCAAGAUAUCGCACUCUGUUAGUUAAUAUCUCAAUGAUUAUAUCUACGAGAAAUUCGGAUGAUUGGUGCUAUGCCAGCGGUGGCUGUCCGUCACGAGCGUAGGAGGCAAGAAAAAAGGCUAAAGCGGCCGAGUCAGCUCUAUUUGGGAGGGCAGUGGUUACCACCACUUCAGGGUUCGCCGCCCACCCCCAGUCCGCACGGGCACAACAAUCUCGAGCCCUUGCCCGAGCUCUACUUAUGCGGCAAGAUAUCCGGGCUGCACGCCGUGGUGGUGUGCCUGUUGUUGGGCGCGGUGGUGCUCGUGGUUGGUCUCGUCCAACUCGUCCCGGGUGCAACGACCACCAACCACAGGUUGGCGUUACUUGUGGCAGGCGCUGCCCUACUUAUACUGGGUUUUAUCUUGGCAGGCGUGAGAUGUUACGUGUUACAUUGCAUGCCGCUUCCGGUCGAGUCGCCAGUCGCGACGCCGAUUCCACCACCGGCGAGCGAGCAGACGCCCGCCGUGCCUAAGGGCACCCUGGACCUUCUAGUAGGUCAUCAAAGCCAGCCGGAGACCGAUGCUCUGAUGCAGCAUCGGGAGCACCAUCACCAUCACCAACAUCAUAGUUACCAUCAUCACAACAACCACAAGAAGAAACGUAGUUCUCAGGGCUCGCAUUCCGAAGAGGCCUAAAACAAACGAACGAACGAACGAACGAAAAGACAAAGGGUGAAAUGAGGGAAAGGGAUUAUCAGUUUCGUUCGACGAUCGCGCGAAAAUCGAGUUUGCCGCAGAGGAUCACUCAAGUGAUUUUUCCAAAUAGAUAAAAACGCGACUCGCGCGAGCGUCGAACGAAAGGAAUGCACUUUUACAUGUAAAAUGUAAUUUGGAGUAAUUUACAUGUGAAAACGCGGGACAUGUUUCUUCUCGUAAGAAAAACGGAAGUAACGUUCUCUUAGCAGAAAUAUAGAGCGAAAAGUUUAUACUAUCGGAACGAGUCUAUGAGAUUUCGACUUUUGACAUUCUUUUUUUAACGAGGAAAACUGCUAAUCAGGUUUUGACGAAAUAUCGGCAAAAUCCUAGUUACGUAUAUUGGUAUCCUAUAUACAUAUGUUAAAAAAAACAACCUAACUACACAGUAAAAAAUAUUUUGUAUUCGUGUUAAAAUCGGCCUUUGUUAAAAUGUUUUGUGUUGAAUUUUUAACAUAUUCAAAUAUUAAUUUAACAUAAUGUGAUUGAAUUAUUUGAAUAUUUUACGUUAAGUUGAUAUUCAAUACGUUUUAAUGUUAAAAUAACAUAAUUUAUGAGUAAAUGAACAAGUAACAUAAAAAUAAUGUAAUUUCGAAACGUAAAUUAUAAUUUAACAAAAUAAAAUGAUAAACGAGUAAAAAUGCACGUGUCAACAUAUUAUAAAUAAAUUUUACUCGCGAAAUGUUUCUAGAAAUUCGUUUCUAAAUUGCAUCAAAGGGUUAGUUUUUAUAUAAUAUUUAUUAUUUUCUAACAUACUUGUCUUUUGUUAAACUAACCCAAAAAUUUAAAUGGACCGUUUAGGACAUGUUAAAUAUGUUAAAUUUAACGCAAAAUUUUUUACUGUGUAAUUUACGUUGCAAAUGUAUAUGCCGAGGCAAGUGCACUUUUCUACCUGAUGUACCGAGGAUUCGAUAUAUCUAACGAUAUUCUUUUAUCACAAGACUUCUAGUGGAGAGAUUUCGUAGAAGAGACAUUUAAUCUAUCGAUUGAUACGGAGUGGUGUAUUAUUAUUAACCAUGCAACCGGAUGACAAUUCUACGGAAGCAACAAUUAGAAAUGCAAUACAAAAUCUUUGCCAUAAAAAAUUCCAAUUCUGAGAAGAUUAUUCAGUCCUGUUAAAAUAAUAAAGUAUAAAUAAAAUAAUUUAAACUCCUGUUUAAAAGUAAUAAAAAAAUAUAAAAAGAUUUUAUUUCGUUAAAAGAAUAUGUUACAUUAGAAUAUUUAUACAUGACUUGGGCUGGUAUUCAUAGUCGAAUCUUAUUUAAAGAUCGUCUCGAGCAAUGUCUUAAGAUACUAAUACAACUCUGUGAUUGGAUGAUGGCAUCUUAAGACAGUACUUAAGAUGAUCUUAAAUAUAAGAUCCGACUAUGAAUACCGGCUUUAGAUACCCGCUAUUGUUGAAUUGAAAGUUACGUGAACUUAUGAAACAGAAAACGGACGUUAUUGAUUUUCUCUCGGUUCUGUUUUCUGCGGAACACGAAAACUUCGUAUAUGACUUUAUUUGGUAUUUUUUAUCUAUCACUCUUAUGUAGAAUAAUCUUCCAGGCCGUAUCGCCAAUGACAUACCACUCUGUAUACAAAUCGUAUUUGCUUCACUCGGUAAACACGUACGGGAAAUCGGUGUAUGGAGAAAGAUGCUGUGUAGAUAUCUACGCGAUUGAUCUCACGCGUUGCCACAUCGAUAUUCCCGACGAAGACCUCGUAGAAAUAACACAUUUAUAUAGAAUUCGAUUUAGAGGAAGAUUAAUCAAGAGGGCAAAAUAAAAGUGGAUGUGGAGGAUCACGAUUAUUAGAAAAAGAAAGGCGAUGUCGAUGUCGAUACUUUAAUAACUUAACUUAGCGAUAAGAUUUUUCCAGCACCCUCGCGCACCAAUUAGCAAAAAACUCGAUGUUACUUCUUCCAGAAAGGUCUUAGCAAAAUCGGGAAACGAAUAGCCACACUCGCGACUGUUAACUAACAAUCUUCGCAGAGCGCGUCACGAAGCGCGCGGUGAUCCAGGAAAACGCGUCUUUUGCAAAGAGUACAUGUAUGUACAUUAUCUUUUUACACUCGAGAUAUAUAUAUAUAUAUAUAUAUAUAUAUAUAUAUUUAUACCUAAGCGAAAUAUUAACAAAAGUUUGUGCCUGCGCGCGGAGAAAGUUUCAUUUGAAUUGAUCAGAUCGUUUUGUGUUCAUUCAAUACUCGAGAUAUAUAAAUUCACUCGUAGGAAUCGACAAAUCGCCAGUGUAGCGAUGCUGAUCCCGUUGCUUUUCUCACGUGAGCAUACGAUUAAUCGUCAUGCCAAUUUGACGACAGGUGUGACAAUACGCACGGGGUACGGUGCAUUAUUGUAAACGUAUGUUUCCCAAGGGGAGAAUAAUUCUCGGCGCGCGGAUACACGUUCGUCUAUUGGGGUCCACUUUCAAGUUAUCACGUGUUGCAAAUUAGAACGCUGUACUAACAAUUACGAGAAAUGUUUUACGAACUGGCGUAUAAUAUUAGAGGACGAUCCCGAUGUCCACGCGCAGCGAGAUGUCGCGGGAUCUCGCGAUCGCAUAUUGCACUUCCUAUGUUCUUUUUUUCACUCAGCAGUCAUUUUAGCCAAUAAUGUAGGAGAUAAAUACACACACACACACACACACAAGUAAAUGUAAAUCUAACAUUAGCGGUCGGUCUGUUGCACUAACGCGUUGCAGUUUUAGUUGACUAUCUUUAGCUGGAUGUUAGCCUUCUCCUUCUCAGAUAUCCUGUUGUAAUAUAUAGCCAAGAAUAGAGAAUUUAAUUAGCCACCGUUUAAAUUAACGUUGGUGCAAUCAGUCCUCCUAAAUAAAAUAUUACAUCUCUCUAAGAACGAGUCUAAAUCCAUGACGUGUAAAUAUAGUAUAGUAGAGUAAACUGUAAAAUAUAAACCGCAAAAGGUUGCGGUAAUCAUCCGACUCGCACAAGCAACAUUUAGCUAUCAUGACAACCUGACUUUCAACACAUUUUAUUUUGCAGUAAAAUAAUGAAAUAACUGUAUCCAAUGUAUAGCUUACUAAAGAUGCAGAAAUUUUUCAAUCUUUUCACGAAAUUUUUUUAUUGUAUUGAAAUAUAAUUGAAACGAUAAGUGCGAGGAUAAGAAUUUCAAGCAAUUUCGACGUAAGGGUUAAAAUGUGGUUACGCAUAGUUUUUAAUUGCGAGUUUUUAACGUAAAUUGGACAUAUUGUUAUUUAACAGCGCUUAAAUUUAAUCGCUAUUAAUAAUUCUCAAAACGUAUACAAAAGUAGUCACUUAUUAUUGAAAGAACUUUUCGCGAAAAGUUAUAAUAAAUAAAAAUUAUUAGUUAAUAUUGCCAUGUUCUAAGUCGAUAAUAUUUAAUUACUAAUUUCAUAUAGUAAUAAUAACUAUCAAAAAAUGAAAAUUUUAACCAGGCUAUAUAUCGGACUUUAGACUAUAAAGGGUUCACUUAUUUUAUUAUAAAUUAUGUACACAUACACGCACACGCACACACAUACAUACACGCACGCACGCACGCAUAAUUUUUCUCGAUCAUACUGCCUGAUUUUCACAUGAUGCUCACAAGGUUAUUAUAACUCAAAAAGAACAAAAAGUCAUUGUGACAUCAAAAUAAUUCCAAAAUGAUUAUUAAAAAUUGCUUUUUGAUCAAUCAUUCAUUUUUACGUCACUUUGACGUUAUUGUGACCUAUUGUUCUACUUGGAAACUCAUAACAAAAAUUUGCUUGCAUUAUAUGCAAAAAAAGGAUUGAUAGAACUUUGCGUGGCACACAUUGCUAAUGCGCCUUUCCGGCAUUUAUUCGAGAAAGUGAAAUAUAUAUAAAAAAAAGAGAUCACGCCAUGUGCUAACAAUUUAAGGGUCGCGAUUAUAUUAUAAGAUGCCAUCUAAUACACUUUUAUGCAUUACUCAUCGCAUCAUCACGUAUAUUACAUAUCGCUAUCUCUUUCUUUUUUAUACGUAUAAGUUGACGCGUGUUGUGUAAUGUCCCCUAUUAGACGAAAUAGUUAAGAAAGCGUUAGCGUGUAUGUACAUAGCACUUGGUGCAAACUGGCGAUAACCGUGUCUCGAAAGUAGCUAUAUAUAUAUAUAUAUAUAUAUAUAUAUAUAGAACGCGUAGAACGUAGAUUCAUAUAUUCAUUUAGAAAAGUUCUCUCUUUACACGUAACAAAUAGAUAUAUACAUACAUACAUACAUACAUACAUACAUACAUACAUACAUACAUACAUAUAUAUACAUAUAUAUAUACAUAUAUAUAUAUAUAAUAUAUAUAGACGUUGUUAGUUGUUUCGAUUGUUACUGUUUCCGUUACUCUUUUUCGUUAGAAAGCUCGAAUAAUAGGUGCCAAUCGUAGCGAAUAUGUACAAAAACAAAAAAAGUGAAAAACAAAGAAAAACGGUACUAUCAAUGCUUGUUACGCGCAUCUUACGGGGAUUACUAAUUAAUUUUAGCGCGCGUUCACGAGGUACGUCGAGUGCGUAUCCGUGAUACAAGGAAAACGAAUCCACCCGAAGGUUCAUCAUCCGAUUGUGGUCGAAGUGAACGAACAACGAGAAUACCAUUGUGGUAUCAGGCGCUCGCGCCCACGAUAGAUAAAUUAUUCGGUAUCCCAGCGAUGGUCCAGCGCGCCUGCCUUGUUUCUGCGUUGCGUUCCUGCGUCGCAUUUAUAUGCUUAAGAAUUGCUUUUUUUUUUAAUUAUAAAUUGCAAGCGUCAUUUCGGCAGUUCUCCACUCUUUGGACGAAGUCGAGGUCUUCGUAGACCACGUUUUGUGAUCCGCACAACUGAACGCUUGAAGGCUAACAGGCAUGACAUAAAUACAAACGAACACACACAGAAACAGACAGAUACAAAUAAGAUUAAAUAUAUCAUUCUUUUAUA
Messenger RNA from Monomorium pharaonis (pharaoh ant), 8701 nucleotides. RefSeq lists its product as uncharacterized. Bases 3179 to 3793 code for a protein of 204 amino acids. Lineage: Eukaryota; Metazoa; Arthropoda; Insecta; Hymenoptera; Formicidae. The record is from RefSeq and is a predicted model, not a curated record. The transcript has 4 exons.